Molecule: messenger RNA, 312 nt
Organism: Lactuca sativa (garden lettuce)
Lineage: Eukaryota; Viridiplantae; Streptophyta; Magnoliopsida; Asterales; Asteraceae
Source: RefSeq, a predicted model, not a curated record
AUGUCUAAUACGCAAGGUAGUGAAUGUGGCGAUGGUGGUGGCAAAGGUGGUGGCGGUGGUAGUUUUGGUAGCGGUAAAAGAGGUGGUGAUGAUGGUGGUGACGGCAGAGGUAGCAGAGAUGGUGGUAGCGGAGAAGGUGGUGAUAGCGGCGGCAAUGGAGGCAGAAGUGGUGGUGGUGGUGGUGGAGUUGAGGUAGUGGUGGUAAAGGCGAUGUUAGCGCUAGUGGAGAUGAUGGAAAUGAUGGUGGCAAAGACGGUGGUGAUGGUUCAUCGCUUGGCGAAAUUCACAAUUAUUUAUAUUGGCAUUAAAUAG